AUGGCGGCGGCGGUGGCGGCGCGGUGUCCGGGCGGGCGGUGGGCGCUGUGCCUGUGCCUGUGCGCGGCGCUGCUGCCGCGGCCGGCGCGGGGCCUCACCGACCGCCUCUACUGCGGCCGCCGAGUCUGCUACGAGGUGCUGGGCGUCAGCCGGCAGGCCAGCAAGGCGGAGAUCGCCCGCGCCUACCGGCAGCUGGCCCGGCAGUACCACCCCGACCGCAACCGCGGGGAGCCCGCGGGCGGCGAGGGCAGCGGGGCGCAGGCGGCGCACGAGAAGUUCCUGCUCAUCGCCGCCGCCUACGAGACCCUCAAGGAUGAAGAAACACGUAAAGAUUAUGACUAUAUGCUGGAUCAUCCUGAAGAGUAUUACAGGCAUUAUUACCACUACUACAGCAGGAGACUGGCACCUAAAGUAGAUGUCACAAUAGUGAUCCUGGUUACGGUGUGUGCCAUCUCUGUUUUUCAGUUCUUCAGCUGGUGGAGUAGUUACAAUGAAGCUAUCAACUACUUAGCAUCUGUGCCAAAAUACCGUAUACAAGCUACUGAGAUUGCCAGGCAACAAGGUUUACUCAACAAGACUAAAGAAAAAGGCAAGAACAGGCGGUCUAAAGAAGAAAUUCGUGAAGAGGAGGAAGAAAUUAUUAAAGACAUUAUUAAAAAUAAAAUAGAUAUAAAGGGUGGAUAUCAGAAGCCCAAAAUAUAUGAUAUCCUUCUAUUUCAGAUCCUUCUUGCUCCUUUUUACUGGUGCAAAUACAUAGUUUGGUACUGUUGGUGGAUUUAUUGUUUCACUAUUAAAGGGAAAGAGUAUGGUGUGGAAGAGAAGUUGUAUAUCAUAAGAAGGUACAUGAAAAUGUCUCAGUCUCAGUUUGACAGCCUGGAAGAUCAUCAAAAAGAGACCUUUCUUGAACGGCAACUAUGGAUACGAGAAAACUAUGAGGUGUAUAAACGGGAACAAGAGGAGGAGUUAAAAAAGAAGAUGGCCAUGGAUCCCAGAUGGAAGAGAUACCGGCGGUGGAUGAAAAACGAAGGACCUGGAAGACUGACCUUUAUUGAUGAUUGAAAGUUGCUGAACAAAAUGUGUAGUAUUGCUGAAAGUGAUUUGCAAAACUUUUCAUUAUGUCAUUCAGAGUUUUGUCUGCUGUGGCUUAGCAGUGAUCUAAAACUCAGGAACUAUUACAUCAGGCCGAAGCAUAAUACAGGUUUACCAUUUUUAUAAAUCAGACCUAUUAAACAGGCUCAGCCUAAUGUAUAUAUGCCAUUUACUUGGGGAUAUCAGCAUGGAAUUAAUUAUUCCAAACAAUGUAUUUUUUGCUAGAUACUUCAUAUUCAUCGUCAGUGAAACCAUAACUCUGGUGUUUCUGAGAAUGUUUUUAGUUCAAACCUUGUAAGUCCCAGUUUUCUUCUUUAAACUGAAGGGUUCCUUCAACUAGAAACUGAAAGUGCUUAUAAAGGAUUCCAAAACAAGGACCAUUUUCUGUUUUCCUCUCUUAGCCCCUACUUUUCAAUCUAAGAUGCCAAAUAGUUUUUUUUUUUCAUGUAAACAAUAUGGGGAUUAUACAAGACUACUGCUAUUCCUGCUUCACUUGGAAAUUCAUUUUAUUCUUUCUGGGAAUAAAUGAUGCAUGAUUGAUCAUCAUUGUGAUGCAAAUAAGCCUUAAUUCUUUGUUUUACAGAAUAAUUCAUGAUACGGUAUGCGUGGAUGUUUUGUGGUUUUUCAUCUUGUACGUUGGAUUAUACCUGCUUGUUCAAAACAAGUAUACCAGUGAAUAUUAGUCUAUUAAAAGUGACAUUUCUUUCACCAAAGUAUUGGUUAAAGGGAAAAAUGACCCUUUUGUUAAAAAGGGCAAUUUUGAUGCCUUAUGUAAAUAAAAGUUUAUAUAUGCAGAC
Molecule: messenger RNA, 1886 nt
Organism: Catharus ustulatus (Swainson's thrush)
Lineage: Eukaryota; Metazoa; Chordata; Aves; Passeriformes; Turdidae
Gene: DNAJC25
Product: DnaJ heat shock protein family (Hsp40) member C25
Exons: 4
Coding region: 1-1059 (352 amino acids)
Biological process (GO): protein folding
Cellular component (GO): endoplasmic reticulum membrane
Source: RefSeq, a predicted model, not a curated record